This is a messenger RNA of Chenopodium quinoa (quinoa), 849 nucleotides long. RefSeq names its product disease resistance protein RGA2-like. Lineage: Eukaryota; Viridiplantae; Streptophyta; Magnoliopsida; Caryophyllales; Amaranthaceae. The coding region runs from base 1 to 849 and encodes 282 amino acids. Gene Ontology annotation, biological process: defense response to fungus. The record is from RefSeq and is a predicted model, not a curated record. The transcript has a single exon. Gene Ontology annotation, molecular function: ADP binding.
AUGGCUGAAGUCGUGUCAGUUAUUGUGGAAAAACUAGGUUCCGGAGCAUACAAACAAAUCUUGUUUGCAAAGGAUCUGGAUUCCCACAUCAAAAGGCUCCAGGAGCUUAAGACUACCAUUGAAGCUACAUUUCUUGAUGCUGCUUCCUUGGAGUCUUGGAGUAAUUCGCAACGAGACGUGCUUGACAAGCUCAAUCAUGCACUGGCUGAGUUAGAUGAUUUCUUAGAUGAAAAAACAGCUAGAGCCAAACAGCAAGAAAUUAUUUACGGAAACAAGUUCGUCAAAGCAGUACGUUCAUUCUUUUCUCAAUCAAAUCCUCUUGUUACUCCCUUGAGAGAUGCUAAGAAACUCAAGGGUAUCAUCAAGAAGUUUGAACGCAUUGCAAGAGAUCAUGCUCAGUUUGGUGCCAUAGUUAGCAUACCGCCUGUAACCCAAGCACGGGCACUAAGCACUGAUGCAACAUGGUCUCAGGUUAUCACUGAUGUGGUCAUCGGAAGGGAUGGAGAUAGGGACAGCAUAGUCAGCAUACUCUCUGAUGACUCAGACUCGCUUGUUUCAGAGACUCUCUCUGUUGCCUCCAUUGUUGGCAUUGGAGGAGUGGGAAAAACUACAUUGGCUCAGUAUGUUUACCAUGAUGAAAGACUGAAAGGUUGUUUUGAUGUUCAGUUUUGGGUUUCUACAAAUCAAAACUUCGAUGUCAAAGAGGUGGUGGAGAAGAUAUUAGAGUCUAGUUCUGACGAAAUGCCUUUCAGUCGCAAGGUAGAUAGGCUCUACAAUCAGUUCCUUACAGUAAUCGGCGGGAAGAAGUAUCUGCUUGUUUUGGACAACAAUGUGAGCAAGAUGGUUUGA